UGUUUUUGCGCGGCGCCUUGUCUGUCACCGCGCUGAGCUGAAAGGAGAGCACAGCAGAGUGUGUUUGUGUGUUAUGCAGGCAUUCCUCUGUCCAGCUUCAGGUGAUUCAGUAGGCGCUUUUGCUGUGUGUGACAGCCACUAUUCUGCUGUUGGUCGUGUGUUUAGCUCGGUAAGCCAUCGAGGAGGAGCUGUCAUUGAGGGCUGUUUGUAUUUGACUGCAGCAGGAGACCGCCAGGAAGGGAGGGAGCAGGAAAGGGGGAGCGCUGGAACGAGUGAAAGAGAGACAGAUGUUACCCUCCAUGUCCAUUGGUCUGUUCAUCUUCUCUAGAGAUGCUGCUUGCUAGUGUUUAGCUGUGUGGCUGAUACAGCACAUGCCUGAGCCAGGCUGAAGUCCUACAAGGGCGGUACUGAAUGUUCUCUCUGGGUAGAGGACAGACGGCGAGGUAGCUAGUCAGCUGGGAUCCAUGCUGCUGUGUGCUUCGCAUCAGACUGUUUGUGUGAGAGAGAGAAGAGACUGAAUUCCCCCACAGCAGAGGGGUUCGGAGCUCCUCGUGGCUUUGUUUAGGCUGUCUGGCAGGAGAGAAACAUUGGGCUGAUUUCAGUGUGUUCAGUCAGAGGCACAAUAAAUGUGUGAGCUGAGCUUGGCAGGUGCCUGAGUACUAGAGGUAACUUAGUGUGACUGUGGACCGGACAGACACAACACCCAUUCAUUCACACUUAGAGAGACAUGCAUACCAUUGACUGUGUGGAACCGAUAUUAGGGACUUUGUGUAUUUUCAGCCGUUACUGCACCAUUAGAGCAGUCAGUUAGGCAGGCAGCUCUCCUUACACCUCAGGCUGCCGUUACAUUACAGCAGUGUGCUUUGGGGACUGAUACUCAGAUUGCUUUAUGUAGCCAGCAGGCCAGCUGUGGAGCCCCUCAUCUGUCUUACCUGGCUUAUGGUGGAGCCGGAGAGGUAUUCUAUCCUUAGAGUGCAGAAGGGAUUUAGCACCUAAACUACUUGAGACUGUGAAUUCAGCAGGACUUUGGUAUACAGGAAUUGAGAUUUGGAUUGGAUCCGCUUGUGAAGGAAGAGCGCGGUCAUUGACGGGUCUCGUGGGGGGGUAUAGUAAAGACUCAGUGGUGCGUGAAAUUGGUUGAGGGAUAGUGUGUGUGUGUCCAUUCUCACACGUCAUGCUGUGCCCUGCAUCCUGCCUGCCUCUCCUGAGGGAGAUGGCUCAGUGGCGCUGCCUGCUGGGGUGGCACCGCCAUCACGGGGUCAGCACGGGGGUCACGGCAGGGGCUGGGCUGGGGUCAGAAGUCAGGGUUGCGGUGGGGGACACGACUCGACCAAUCUGCCGCACCAAUCCUCAACAGGGGCGCAAGUACGCAUCAGCCGGCUGCCUGUUGUCCCUCCACCACAGUGAGAAGCCUGAACACGAGGAAGUGUGUGAGUACCGUCCCUACACCUGCCCGUGCCCCGGAGCUUCCUGUAAGUGGCAGGGCUCCCUGGAGGCUGUCAUGCCCCACCUGAUGCAUGCCCACAAGUCCAUCACCACCCUACAGGGAGAGGACAUCGUCUUCCUGGCCACAGACAUCAACCUGCCGGGGGCUGUGGACUGGGUCAUGAUGCAGUCCUGCUUCGGCCACCACUUUAUGCUGGUCCUGGAGAAGCAGGAGAAGUACGAGGGCCACCAGCAGUUCUUUGCCGUGGUGCUGCUCAUCGGAACGAGGAAGCAGGCCGAGAACUUCGCCUACCGCCUGGAGCUCAACGGGAACCGGCGGCGCCUCACCUGGGAGGCCACGCCCCGCUCCAUCCACGACGGCGUGGCGGCCGCCAUCAUGAACAGCGACUGUCUGGUGUUUGACACGUCCAUUGCUCACCUGUUUGCUGACAACGGCAACCUGGGGAUCAACGUCACCAUCUCUAUGUGCUGAGCUGCUCAGAUGUGGAAACACACACACCCGUGCGUAGAAGUUACACACCUCUCGUUCUCAGACUUACACACAAACCAGUAUACAGUUACUGACUGCUGUGUGAUGCAGUAGAGUGUGUGUGUGAGAGGACAGGUAGGAGAUCGAGAGGAUAUAUGUGUGUGUGUGUGUUGCUGCUUGAGCCUUGUUGGCUCCCCAUAAUGCUUGAAUGGAGACUGGCCUGUAGCGUAGUUUCAAGGUGUGUGCCUGUUCUCUCAUUGUGUGUGCUGGAGACAGUGUACAGUAGCUUACAUGUGGUGGGCUUGUAAUGAUUGAUUCCCUACCUGUGCCCAGGUGAGUUUGCCUUGCUCCCAGGACCCCACAUCCCUCUUCAACUGCUCCCACCCCGCUCACCCCCACCACCUCUUCUGCCCAGCCAACCGGUGCCAGGCAAGGAGGGCACUGCCCAGGGUAAGAAGAGGCGGUCCGUCAAUCUGCUUCCACCCGGCAGAUUCAGAGAAGCUCCACUUCAACAGCCAGUGGCCCCUGCAGAUGCAGCUUUCUAAUCCUCACAGCGAAUCAAGUUUCAGUAAAUUGGACAGUGGACAAAUCGGGGCUUCAGAGACGCAUGUGGGCAGAGUCGGGGCCUGAUGGUGACCAAUGCGCUGCCUCCCAGUC
Oncorhynchus mykiss (rainbow trout) is the source of this 2572-nucleotide messenger RNA. RefSeq names its product E3 ubiquitin-protein ligase Siah2. The record is from RefSeq and is a predicted model, not a curated record. Lineage: Eukaryota; Metazoa; Chordata; Actinopteri; Salmoniformes; Salmonidae. Gene Ontology annotation, molecular function: ubiquitin conjugating enzyme binding; zinc ion binding; ubiquitin protein ligase activity. Gene Ontology annotation, biological process: multicellular organism development; proteasome-mediated ubiquitin-dependent protein catabolic process. Gene Ontology annotation, cellular component: cytoplasm.